Messenger RNA from Dothidotthia symphoricarpi CBS 119687, 809 nucleotides. RefSeq lists its product as uncharacterized. Lineage: Eukaryota; Fungi; Ascomycota; Dothideomycetes; Pleosporales; Dothidotthiaceae. The record is from RefSeq and is a predicted model, not a curated record. The coding region runs from base 134 to 571 and encodes 145 amino acids. The transcript has a single exon.
GGCAACGACCAUUACUUCUCCUGAUCCUUAUCCAAAGACCGUCUUCCAUGGAUUCUAUGAGUACUGGGCUCACAGAUUUUACCGUCUUGUUAGUUGGGUCUUAGCUCAAGAGUUUGUCUUUCUCUAAGCAGACAUGGGCCUGUGUCGGAACGCACGACCAUUCCCAACACCAUCCUUAUGUCGCACCCCCUUGCUUGGUCCACUGCGUCUGUGUAACGCCAACCCCCCAUUCCUCUUUGCUCACUAUUCUCUACCAUCAAUACUCAAGCUCCCUCAUCGAAGACUUUCAUCCAGCAUGGUCUAUGUUUACCGCUCACGACUCUUUCUCAACCUCAAUGUUUUUUCUUUGGUGCUUGCCCAAAGUCCGGCAGCCUUUCCCUCCGACGUGACGUCGCCCCAAGGCUUCUUCGGUGGAUGCAGAAAACGUAUAUACGCUGAUUGUCAAGCUACAUCACUUGCCCAGUGUCCAUUAACUGAACGAACCUUGGACACCCACCAUGAGCAACCCUCUACACCUCAACCUUCUCAGGAAUGCAGCGUACUUCUAUCAUUCCGAGCAUGUCCUGCGUGAAACAAACGAGGUGAAGGAGCACCUUGCUCAAGUCCAAAGCGUGCGAUCUCGGCGUGACCGCUCCUCAGGCGACUAUCAACCUCGCCCUCAUUCAUCUUGACCGCAAAAGGUAUGCGCGCUUUCACUCACGAAGCUCUGCGCUGACCUGUUCCGUGCGAGCGACAGUCGGAGAUAGCAGACAGCACGUCCGCGUCCAACUCGCUUUCACCGCGCUUUUCUCGUCACGAUCGUCUUCACC